AGUGACUCAAAUGUUGAAUAAAUAGUGUACUUUGUUUGAGGGCUGUAGAGAGAGGAGUCGAGUCUCGAUUAAUGGGAGGUUGUUUGAAGGUUACAUAGGCUUCAGGGGAGGCUCUAUGGUGUACUUUGUUCGAGGAUUGUUGGUAGAGAGUCCACAUUGGCUAAUUAAGUGGAUGAUUCUUGUUUAUAAGUAAGAAAUUCGUCUUCAUUGAUAUGAGGCCUUUUGAAGAAGCUAAAAACAAACCAUGAGAGUUUUCGUUCAACGUGGACAAUAUCAUACUAUUGUGAAGUAGUGGUUCCUAACACCAAACACCCAGUUUUCCAUGUCAUUUGCUUUGUUUCUCGAGAAAAUAUCAAACUUUCCCAAGAAAAAAAAUCUCCUUUUUAACGAUUGCCAGCAAAAUUUUCUCGGAAACCAAACAAAGACAAAAGUAAAACAUCUAGACAAAGAUUUUCAAAAUCCCACGAAAAAAAAGGUUUUUUUUUUCUUUUCACUCUCUUAACUGUUCUCUAUUUUUCUCCAACAUAACCGCCAUAGCCUCCGAAAAUGGCGGCUUCCACUUUCCACUUCAUCACUAACCGUCAAAACCUACAAAGAACAGUUAAAAAAAAAAUCAAACAAUUUUUCAUGUCUUUUCUCAAACUUCCUAAAAACUCAAUCUUAAUAUCUCAGAAUCAUCAAUGGCGACCAUGUCUGCGAAUUUCAUCUUGUUCCUCUUAACAAUGGCGGCUUGUUCUUCUGUUAUUUUCUCUGCUUCUGUCGUUGAAGAUCUUAAUACCUUACAUCCACCUUCAGAUUUCAACACUACAAUCUCCAAAAACUGUCUUUUAAACCCUUCUCUUCGUUACUGCUCUACUUCUCCAAUGAAUCUCAUUGAAAUCUUCAAGUCCUCCAUUGUUGCUAGCCAUCUUUGCAACGAUUCCCGCAACCCCAAUUGCGUCGAGUCAUUCCCAAAAAUCGAUCUUCGUAGUCGACCCAAUAUUGCUCUGUUGUAUUUGUCGUUUCACUUCUUUUGGAAGUACUGUCCUCUGAGUAUCCUCUCCAUUGAUCUGUCUAACAAUUCUUUGAAGGGUAGUUUCCCUAUUGAUGUUUUGGAAUGUAAACAAAUAGAGGCUCUUGAUCUUAGUCGAAAUGAUCUCAUUGGUGAAGUCUCGUUUCGGAUUUUCUCUGAUCUUGCUAACCUGACUACUCUAAAUCUGUCGUAUAAUCAGUUCUCUGAAAGUAGGAUCUCUGAUUCGGAGUUGUUCUUUAAACGGUUUAAUUCGUCGAGUUUUAUAAGUUCGGGUCUUCUUCCGGAUCAUAGGAAGUAUAGAAUGAAGGUUGUGAUUCUGUUGAUUGUGUUUCCCAUUCUUGUGAUUGUGUUAGUGUGGUUCUUGGGGUGGCUUUGUUUCCACAGACCUGAUUUCUUGCCAAGGAUGUUGAGGAGGAAGCACAAGUUCACGCCGGCGAUGCUCAGGGCAGCAACCGAUGGAUUUUCAGAGAAGAAUUUGAUAGUGAAGUGUGAGGGAGUUGAUAUUUACAGUGGAGUUCUAAGAGAUGGGACUGAAGUGAGGAUUGAAAUCUACAGGAAUGGGAAUUCAAGGGAGAUUAGGAAUGAGUUUAUUGAAGAAUGCAAGAUCUUUACCCAAUUAUUCCAUAAAAACUUGGUGAAAGUGCUCGGUUCGUGUCACAACCGACGAAUGAGAGCCCUCGUGAUCGAGGCAUCGGAGGGAGAGAGUGUCGAUAUGUGGCUGUCGAGGUCGCGUCCACCAUGGAAACAGAGACUGAAAGUAGCCAAAGGAGUGUUAGAAGGUAUGGUUUAUUUGCAGGAACAAUGGCCUGCUGUUGAUUAUGAUCUCAGGACAGACAGCCUCUUAUUGUCCAGAAAGCUAGUACCAUUGAUUUCAAGGUUCAAAUUGGGUCAUCAAAAUUGCAGCUCAAGAAAUAUCUACAAGUUCGGCGUGUUCUGGUUCGAAAUGAUAGUGAAUAGGCAGCUACGGGACGAGAUCAAGCAAGAUGAAUCUAGUUUCAUUAGAAACAUAAAAACACAAAUUUCCAAGAAUUUGCAGGCAGUGAUCAAUGAAUGUAUGGAACUACAGAGAGAAAGCAUGGUGAAUCAAGCAAAAACAGCAAUGAACCUGGCAUUGAUGUGUACAGAUCAAUCACAUGGACAUCAGCCAAAUUUGAAAUACAUAUAUGACACUGUAACUAGAUUAUCAAGUAAUCAAAAGAUGCAGGAAGCUGAGAAAAUUAGGCAUAAGAGGAUUCUAUCAAGAAAUUAAGGUAUAUUUAUGUUGUCAAUAACUACAAAGAACUCUGAAAUCUAUUCAAGUGGUUCUUGCCUCGUUUUCGAUAUUCAAGUCGCUUCGUAUUUGUUAAACGUAUU
This is a messenger RNA of Cucurbita maxima (winter squash), 2365 nucleotides long. RefSeq names its product LRR receptor kinase SERK2. The transcript is spliced from 2 exons. Gene Ontology annotation, molecular function: protein binding; protein tyrosine kinase activity; ATP binding. Lineage: Eukaryota; Viridiplantae; Streptophyta; Magnoliopsida; Cucurbitales; Cucurbitaceae. Gene Ontology annotation, biological process: protein phosphorylation. The coding region runs from base 681 to 2261 and encodes 526 amino acids. The record is from RefSeq and is a predicted model, not a curated record.